Molecule: messenger RNA, 1180 nt
Organism: Monomorium pharaonis (pharaoh ant)
Lineage: Eukaryota; Metazoa; Arthropoda; Insecta; Hymenoptera; Formicidae
Gene: Arl6
Product: ADP-ribosylation factor-like protein 6
Exons: 3
Coding region: 26-595 (189 amino acids)
Biological process (GO): vesicle-mediated transport; cilium assembly; intracellular protein transport
Cellular component (GO): cytoplasm; axoneme
Molecular function (GO): GTPase activity; GTP binding
Source: RefSeq, a predicted model, not a curated record
GGGAGGCUUACAGCAUCGAGAGAAAAUGGGGUUAUUCGAUCGUUUAGCGAAUCUCUUAGGUCUUAGGAAAAAAGAAGUAAACGUUUUAGUGGUGGGCCUUAACAACAGUGGUAAGUCGACGGUCAUAAAUAAUUUCAAACGCGAGGAUGACCGUUGCAUAGACAUAGUGCCCACUGUCGGGUUUAAUGUCGAAAAAUUCGCAUUUAAGAAUGUCAGUUUCACCGCGUUCGAUAUGUCGGGCCACGAACGUCAUAGACCAUUGUGGGAGCAUUAUUACAAAGAUUGCCACGGGAUCAUCUUUAUAAUCGACAGCAGUGAUAAUCUACGAGUGGUUGUCAUCAAGGAAGAGCUGGACAUGCUCCUGCAGCAUCCCGACGUGGCAGGGCGCAAGCUACCCAUCCUCUUCCUGGCGAACAAGAUGGACCUACCUGAUUCCUUAACUACCGUGAAACUGGUCGCCGCCCUGGGGCUUGAGCGCAUACAGAAUAAGCCCUGGCACAUACGGGCGACGAACGCGUUGACCGGCGAAGGCCUGCAGCCAGCGAUCGAGUGGCUGACGGACCAAAUUCGCGACAUAUACAUCAAUAAGAGAUAAAUUUCGUCAUUUUACGUUAAGAUGACUGAUUCGACGAUUCUCGAUCGAAAGUUCCCGUCAUCAGAUCGACCCGUAAUCGAUAUAUGUCUAAAACAUAAUUUAUCAUGUCAAUUACACCGGUGUUUCCCAUGUGGCUUUUCUCCGAGAUUCGGUGAUCUUGCACCGCGAAAUGAAAUGCCGAUGUAAAAUUAUUAUUAUGAGAAAGACUCGUUACAAAACGACCUAAUAGUUUUUAUGCUGCAUCUGUUAAAUUUAGCGUAAAGAAAUUAGCGUGUAAAGUUUCAUGAUUUUUAAUCGAGUCGCAAGAAUCUCGUGGUAGAUUUCAAUUAGGAAAUACCGUUACUCAAUAAUGUAAUUCCGUCCAAAAAAAAAAAAUGCGUGGAGAAGCGUAUAUGUAUGUACAUACAUACAACAUACCUGUAGGCAUAAUUAAGAGAAUAGAUAAUGUAACAUGAUUAAAAUGCAGUCGCAAUGAUUUUUAACAUACUACUUUGGCAGAUUAAUUUCAUAAAUAGUUUCAUAAUUAGUGAGCUUUGCAGAGAUAUUUUAUUAAUGAUAUCCAAAAUAAAUGCUGAUCACAGAGAA